AUGCCAGCCGGACUGACACACCGCGUCCUAGUCCUGGUGUCGCUGCUUGGAUUCCUCUGGACUGUCCCCGAGCUGGUCAGCGUAAGGCCAGCAUCACCGACCAUGGAGGCACAGAUGUUCAGCCUUGCCUUGAAGAAGGGUCCUACGGCAAGGCAGCUGCAGCAGAAGGAGCAUGCGCUGUCCGUGGUGAGGAAGGUUGCAGAGAGCAGGUGGUCGAAUCACGAUGUGGAGGUAAUCCCAUUCGGCUCUUCCGUGACAGGACUAGGUGAAGGCAGCUCAGAUGUGGACGUGGUGCUGUUCUUUCCCAAUGGAGGACCGCCCCCAUUGGAGGCACUCCGCGGUCUAAAGCAAAAACUCGAACGCCAACCCGACACAAAAGUCCUGCAAAGCUUGUUGAGGGAAAAGAUGAAGAUUCCCUUGCUGCGAUUGCUCAUCCAGGGUGUGCAAUGCGAUCUCACAUGCCAGAAUGUGUUGCCUGUCUUCAACACAGUACUACUUCGAGGCUAUGGCAGUCUCUGCCCAAAGUUGAAUGUGCUGGCUAUCGUCAUCAAGCGGUGGGCAAAGAAGUGCAGAAUUGGUGAGGUGCAGAAUGGAUUCAUUUCGUCUUACACAUGGACCUUGAUGAUGAUAUAUUAUCUUCAAGUUUGUCAUGGCCUCCCCUCCCUGCAUGUGCUGUCACCUCACCAAGCUCUACACCGAACUCCGAAGAACAAGACCUUUGCCUUUGGGUUUCUGUCCACAGAAAACCGGCAAAAGGUGAGGACGCCUUUGAAUGACUUACUUCGUGGCUUCUAUGAGUUUUACUCCGAGCAUUUCGAUUGGGAAUAUGAGGUGGUGUCUGUCAGAUUGGGCAGACGACUAAGCUGCAAAGAUUCUGAGUUCAGACUGCUUCCGCGCAAGCAUCUAAAGGCACCGCGCAAGAAGCCAAAGGGACCGGGCAUUCCACUAAAGACAGAAGGUUACCCAAACAUCUUGAAGGUGGAAGAUCCCAUCGAGAUUAGCCGCAACUUGAACUUUGCCUUGAUCCCACGCACCUGUGACAAAAUCCGGUCAUCGAUCGCAGCUGCCUUCAAGUCCUUCCAGGGGCCGGAAGAGGCCCUUCUCGGAGAUCUUACUGGUCUCAAGCGUCUGAAAGGGACGAGUGAACGGCCACAGAUCCGUCGCUUCUUGCGUCACCGCCUGCCUCCAGGUCGUUCCGCCACUGCCAUUGUAAAAAAUGCCACGGAUGGAGGAGCGGUAGGUUGCCUGGAGUGCUUUCGCUGGAUGCCAAAUUUGGACGCCUUGGAGCAACAUUUUCUUGUCACCAACCACUCGGGCAUCCUUGAAAAGGUGUCUGGCAUAUGA
Molecule: messenger RNA, 1344 nt
Organism: Symbiodinium natans
Lineage: Eukaryota; Dinophyceae; Suessiales; Symbiodiniaceae
Source: the annotation of a GenBank genome assembly